CUGGGACGGCCGUGCCCGUUGCCGCCCCACUCUGCGUGGCUCCUCCCGCUGCGCCGGCCAUCCCGCGCGGUAACGGCCAUGGAUGUCAACCAGCCCAAGCAGGAGCAUUUGCUGGCUCUGAAAGUGAUGAGGCUAACCAAACCUACCUUAUUCACUAAUAUUCCGGUGACUUGUGAAGAAAGAGAUUUGCCAGGUAAUCUAUUUAACCAGCUCAUGAAAGAUGAUCCUUCUACUGUAAAGGGUGCCGAAACUUUGAUGUUAGGAGAAAUGCUGACUUUGCCUCAAAAUUUUGGAAAUAUAUUUCUGGGAGAGACGUUUUCCAGUUAUAUUAGUGUGCACAACGAUAGCAAUCAAGUUGUCAAGGACAUACUGGUGAAGGCUGAUCUUCAGACAAGUUCUCAGCGUUUGAACCUUUCAGCUUCUAGUGCUGCAGUGGCAGAGCUUAAACCUGACUGUUGCAUUGAUGAUGUGAUCCAUCAUGAAGUAAAGGAGAUAGGAACACACAUCUUAGUUUGUGCAGUAAGUUAUACUACACAGACUGGAGAGAAGAUGUACUUCAGAAAGUUCUUCAAAUUUCAGGUUCUUAAACCACUAGAUGUGAAAACCAAAUUCUACAAUGCGGAGAGUGACCUCAGUUCUGUGACAGAUGAAGUGUUUCUGGAAGCUCAAAUUCAGAAUAUCACUACCUCUCCAAUGUUUAUGGAGAAGGUUUCAUUAGAACCAUCUAUGAUGUACAAUGUUGCAGAACUGAACACAGUUGACACAGCAGGGGAAAGUGAGUCUACUUUUGGCGCAAGAACUUAUUUACAACCUAUGGAUACACGUCAAUACUUAUACUGUCUGAAACCAAAGCAAGAAUUUGCAGAGAAAGCUGGAGUAAUAAAAGGUGUAACAGUGAUUGGUAAACUAGACAUUGUAUGGAAAACUAAUCUGGGUGAACGAGGAAGGCUGCAAACUAGCCAGCUCCAAAGAAUGGCUCCUGGUUAUGGCGAUGUAAGGCUUUCACUGGAGACAAUACCAGACACUGUAAAUUUGGAAGAACCUUUUGACAUUACAUGUAAAAUAACAAAUUGCAGCAGUGAAAGGACUAUGGAUCUGGUUUUAGAAAUGUGCAAUACUAAUUCCAUCCACUGGUGUGGAGUUUCAGGAAGGCAACUUGGGAAGCUGCACCCAAGCUCAUCCCUCCAUCUUGCACUUACAUUGUUGUCAUCAGUGCAGGGAUUGCAGAGUGUCUCUGGCCUAAGACUUACAGACACGUUUUUGAAGAGAACGUACGAGUAUGAUGAUAUUGCACAAGUCUGUGUAGUUUCUUCAGAAGUCAAGCAAAGCUGAAGAAAAAAAUUCUGUAGUUCUGGUGGGCUCGUUUUUUUUUUUGACCAACUUCUUGAUGAUUUUGCCGUCCAAUUGUAUUGAGUACAAACAAAACUAAAUCCCUAUAUAGCUGUAAAUGUAAUAAUGAUUAUUUAAUUUCUCUGAGCAUUUCUUGAAUGUUUUAAAAUCUUUUAAAAGAUGCAUAUGCAUUUUAUCUACUAAAAAUAAAACCUUUGAAAAAAGUGUAGUUCUAGCAAAUUAUAUUGCAUUUACAUCAACUCAGGACAGGAGAAUGAGAUUGAUAAGAAAUAGUAGCAUUUUUUACUUAUUUUUCUUAAUUUUUUUAAAGUAUUUAAACCCUUUUAAAAUCAUGGUUCUGACAAAACUGCUUCAGUUUAAAGGAACUGACCUUUUACAGACAAGUUCCUGGAAUUGAAAUCCCUAAAAGAGAUGAUGUGGGAUACCUGCCAUGGCAGUGUAUUUGCAUGGUACAUGUAUAGCCAUAGGAAACAAAACCUGCCAAAGGCAUGAGGUGAAAGAGUGUUGGCACUGUUGAGGCAUGAGGAGCUAGGAAGUGCAGUAUAAGCCGAAGACUGUGUUGGUUGUGGCUCACUAUUUGAAGAGGAAGCAAUAUAGCAAAUGUGUCCCAAUUAUCUGUAGUCAAGCGUUGUGCGUCCCUGCACUACACGGCGUGCUGUUAGCAGGCAUGUUAUUUUCCAAUCAGUAGGAAAUUGAAAACUAAAACAGCAGAACUCAGGUAGUUUUUUAUUGUUGAAAUAAAAUUAUUCUUUCCAUCCCACAGGCAUUUAAAUAGAUGUUUAAGAAAAAGAAGGGAAAAAAAACCCCUGCGUUGCUGCCUUAGAUCAAGUUCUCUAAAGCAUAUACAGAAAGAAGUUUAGAUCUGGUCAAGCACUACAAUGUGCUUUUCCCUAGCUUUGUUUUGACAAAAACUGGAAACAUUUUUGGCUGAAAUAUCUGUGAUCACCCAGAGGCAGCCAUUUAAUAAAUAAAAUGGUGACUGUCUUUCCAAGUUUAACACUAGGUAAACUAGUGUUAAAGACUCUAAUCAGCAGCUUGUAUUUCUCAGCUACCAUGUUGGCACUUAGCAACUUCAGUUAGUUUUGACAGUAUUUUACUUAAGGCUUUCCUAUGUAUAAGAUCUUAAAGUGUAGAAUUCAACAUUAAAAUACUGGAUAAAUUUAGGACCAGCUUUGUAUAUUGAGGGACUACGUCCAUACAGGAAACAAUAAAUGGGAAAUGUAUCCUGCCUAAGUGAUAAAACUCAACCAGCAUGAACAGGUAUUUUAAAGAAUGCAGUUUACCUGUUCCCUGAGAUACAUAAAAAAUUAAACCAGAAAACCACAACUGUACAGACAAAAAAGUAUGUAACUUUAUUUAUAAUAUAUCUUCAAGUUAAACUACACAAAUUGAAGGAGAUGUAACCACAUGGCAAUAAGAGGUAGGAGAGAUACAGAAAUAGUAGACAGGUUGCAUUAUGCCAGUAUAACUUGCUCUAGCCAUGAAACAGUCUACUCAAAGUUACAGAGCUAGUUCUAUCUCAGUAUGCAUGAGUGAUUUUACUUUGCACUUGUUACAAAACCAAGAGUGCAACUGAAGGAAUUUCUAAGCUGAAUAAUUCAUUAGGUGUCUUUAUGAUCAUAGAAGAAUAUACUCCCAUGCAAGCAGGUUACAGGAGUUUACAAUUGAUUGCAAAAUAUUUUCUUAUCUAACAAAUUAUCAUACUUACACACUGAUGGAACAGUAAUGAUACAAAACCAAUUAGGUGUAAAUGCGGAUUUGCUCAGUUGAACAAUAAACUGCAAUUGAUCUUAAAUUAAAGCAAUAUUUACAGGGAUUGUGGUUUACCACUUUAUCUAGCAGAAUGCAAAACUUUAGCGCAAGAUACAGUGCAGUUACUACGCAGGGAAAGAUUCCUUCCACACCCUGUGAUUAAGACAUACUGCAUGACUGAAACAAUCUAGGCAAUUCAAGGAAAAACAGAAUUUAGCAUAAAUGAUCUCUCUGUUCCUGGUUUCAGUGGAAAAGCAUGUAAUGACAGCUCCUGUUACUGGUUUCACUGUUUUUUGUUUAGGCUAUAAAGCCCUUUCUGUUAAUAUACAAGAAACAGAGAAUGUUUACUAGUAAAGUAUUGUGCCAGUCAGUUGUAGGACAUUCCUGAAGGCUUAGCUAAUGCUGUUAAUGUUUUAAUAUAUACUCUGUAUUAUAUGAAGUAAAACCUAAACACAAAAAUAUUGUAGCAUGUGAAAUGAAAGUUAGAACUCUAUGAAGAUGAUUUCAAGAGUAGUUUUCAGAUAACUAACCGAUGCUUUGUUUCAUUUAACCUUGGAGAUUGUUCCCCCAUAAAUCCAGUAAGCUAUGGAGCUUGUACUUGACAAUACAACUUCUUCUGCCCUCUUUGGAUAUUAAUAUAUUUUGUAGUUCUUAAGGAACUCUCAUGAAAUUCUUGACACUCUGUCUUACAGCAGAAAAGUAACUGACUGCAUGAGGAUUGCUGUUGCAAAGUGAGAAUAAUUUGAGUUUGUAGAGAGAUAUUGGCAGAGCUGUCCAGUCCACCAUGGAUUUUUUAGUUCCCCCUAUAAAAGUUAGUGAAAAACACUUUGAGCAGUUAAAGAUAUGAAAGAGAGAAUUAAAAGGAACUGUGAAGUUUAAUAGGAUACAUACUAGGUGCAAUGCUUCUCUCCCAACACAACACACUAUUCCAAGUAAUACCUGUACACUUUUGGUAGCCCACCCACAGCCUCCAUAAAUCUUUCUUCUAAAUGGCAUUCCUGUCCUACUCAACAAUGUAAUUGAACUUAAGUAACAGUUUUCUUGAAUGGAUUAGAUUCAGGAUCUGAGCUACCUCUGAAAAAGGAUCCCUUUAGGGAUUCUCUUUCUUGUCAUCAGAUGUUGAGUCAGAAGCUGUUACUUCAAAAUAUAUUUAAUGUCAAGCUUAAGUAUCUCUACAACCUCAAGAAAGCAACUACACCAACUUAAAGAGAGAGUUUUAAAAAGCAUUUUAACGCUGUACAAAGGCAAGCUAUUCAAUAAAGUAUGAAAUAUCUUAAAAUUGUUUAUCUAUUAAGCUUUACCUCUUUAUUCAAUAGAUGGUAAUAUGGAUUUCCUAGAUUUGUGUAUUCUCCAAUUCCUUUCAUUUCUCGUUGGAUCCAAUUGUAUUUUUCUCUCUGGUUUAGUAGGGUAAGGUUCAUACCAUAGGUGCACAACUAUAAUUUAUUAUUAUCAUUAUUUAACCCCAAAUUUUGCAUUUGCUGGAAAAACUCUUUUAUGAGCACAAGCUCUGUUGGAUAUAAAGUCUGAGUUUCAGGAGUUCCUGUGUAUUUCUCCAUUUGGGAAACUAUCAUUACUCCUCCACAUACCUCCUUCAGACCAACUGGCCAUUGUCUAAGAAAUCAAAGCCAGUUCCUCAAAUUUAUUUAGAUAUACCAAGAGGAAAGUGUGUUGUGAACCUCCCUGGGCUAAGAACAAGUGUACUUUGUAUCAGAAAGCAGUGUGCAACAGUAAGCAGAGUAAAAAAAGUUAACAUACUAGACAUAGAGAAGAGCAGCAGUCUUGAAAGAGUAAUAUUAACUGAGCAAGAAACAAAUACUAUAGAGUGGAAAAAUCUUUAACUUGACUAUAUAACCAUCAUAUUAGAUAGAUAUGUGUAAUUAAACUUUAAAAAAAAUCCCCAAUUGUUUAAGCCAGUGAUUUAUCACACAAGAAUAGAAAAAGAAUCCUUCUAAGGCAGUUCUUUUUUAAAAUUUUCAGUACUAGUUAUUUGUACAGUCACAGGCUCAGUUUUAGCUUAUUACAGUUAAGAAUUUUAAGUUUAUAUUAAAUACUGCAUACAUACGGAAUGUAAUACAGCUUGCCAUGCCUAGGAACAUAGUGCCAUAAUUCUGACCUCCAGGGCUACCAUCGUGGUGUGAGGGUAUACAUGGCAGUAGAAAAGCCUAGAACUUCUUUCCUUUCCCAAGCCAAAUUCCAUUUUGAUUUCUUUGCAUUAUCCUACACAGGCUUAUUGUCUUCUUUUUCUCUACAAUCUGUGGUACUCCUUCAUAUGCAAUCAUUUCCCUCUCUCCUGCCCAAUGAAGUUGAAAAAUAUUUCCUGUUACUCAUGAAGGCCCCUCCCCAGGCUUAAAGAAACAGACUUCUCAAGCAUGAGUUUUUAGUACACUAUACUCCAACACUACUUAAUGCUCAUUAUAAAAGGGCACAUCAGAUGGGCCUAUUGUUUCAGUAUUUCAAUACUGUUUAAGGGAGUACAGCCAUCAUGACUCUCACCAUAUGAGUAACAUGUCUUUUACACUUGCAUUUUAGAAGUAGCUGUUAGGCAAGAUCAGCACACUCCCCACCCAGUAGCCCUGGAGGUCAAUCUGAUGCACAUACUGAAAUGACUUGGACUUGGGGAUUUUAAUAAACCACCUAUUCAGUGUAUUAAUUUUCAGAGGAGUAACUAUACAUAAACGCUAUGUUCCAAGUUAUGUGCAAGAGAUCUGUUUACCAGAUUUAUUCUUGUUUGCAAACACACACAAAGAAUUGUCUGUCUUCUAUUCAAGCAGAAGAGUUACAAUGGUGCUUUUGCUACUAACUAUGGUAUGCAUUUUGGGGUUAUACAUCAUUCCAACUCAUAUGACUCCAUGAAGUCAGGAAUGUUCUUCAGUGCUGCCACUCAAGUAUCUGCUCCGGAUAUGAUUUCUCAGUUGCUCUAUGAGCUCCGGAUUCUGCUGCUGUAUCUGCUGUGCAAACUGCUGCCCCCUGUGUUGAACAGUUUUAAGUGAAAUCAGCAAAUGAAAGUAGCAUUUGUAAGAAAACAGAAUAUGCCAACGCAGCUGAAAGGUGCAUUACAUUAAAAUUAAGAUUAAAGAUAUCUUGAUUUCCCAUUUUAAGGUCUUUGCAGUAUUAUGACUUUAUCUGGUUAAGGUAUCUCCAAACAGGAUCAUCAUCAUAAAUCUAUUUUCAUUCUUUAGUACUAUUACUUCUACUUGGUAACAUGGAGGAGAAAAGUAUCACCUUACAAAAUAUGUUACCUUUUAUGGUAAAAUAACACAUCUGCUCCAGUGAUUUAUUCCCUUCUUUUUGAGAGGAUCCACUCUAACUGUUUAAAGUAACUACUCUUAAGAGUUGAUGUGCAACCUCAUGUUAAUGGCUCGAGAAAUACAGUGUGCAGCUGCCAACUUGUACUUGUGAACAAGAUGUCAUUAGUAGAAGGCAAGCAUACUAUCAAAUUUUUAGAUCUUGCGUGAUUGAAGUAAUAAACAGAUCCAUCUCUGUAACAGCUGUAGCUUAAGAGUUAAAUUAAUAGGUGAGACUAAUUCCAUGUAAAAGAUAAGUGUAACACUUGUUUACUAAUAAAAAACAAGUAAGUAAAAAAUAUGACUUCACAAAAAGCCUAGCUUGUCCUCUCUGUUACUUCUACAUCUUGUGCAAAUAGCAAACUAUCAAGACUCCUUCAAUCCCCAGUGCAGACUGAAGGAAAGCCACAUUGUCAUAGAUGUCUGUGUAGUAAACUUUUUUUGUGAAAACAGCCCUAGAUUUUUGCAGUGAUACAUUUCUGUCUGUUACGUAAAUUAUAAAUUACUUUUGCCCUGAAGAGGUGAAACUUAAAAAAUAGUUUGAAAUUUGCUAGAAUGCUGAAAUAAAGUAAAAUUGUAUGCCCUUUAAGAGAUCUUGGCAUAUAAGCAAAUGGCAUGUUUUUGUGCAGACCCUUCCAGAUGGUUAUCAUCAUUAUACAAUAAAAGCCUUGCGUCCUGGUUUUUGUAAA
Molecule: messenger RNA, 7075 nt
Organism: Corvus hawaiiensis (hawaiian crow)
Lineage: Eukaryota; Metazoa; Chordata; Aves; Passeriformes; Corvidae
Gene: TRAPPC13
Product: trafficking protein particle complex subunit 13
Exons: 13
Coding region: 79-1332 (417 amino acids)
Cellular component (GO): TRAPPIII protein complex
Source: RefSeq, a predicted model, not a curated record